Molecule: messenger RNA, 688 nt
Organism: Neltuma alba
Lineage: Eukaryota; Viridiplantae; Streptophyta; Magnoliopsida; Fabales; Fabaceae
Product: cytochrome b5-like
Exons: 3
Coding region: 130-516 (128 amino acids)
Cellular component (GO): membrane; intracellular membrane-bounded organelle
Molecular function (GO): heme binding
Source: RefSeq, a predicted model, not a curated record
GUGGAAGAGGGUAGCGAGGGGAAGGCAGCGACAGUCAGAGGAAAGAGAGCUACUGCACAUUUCUGCCUCUUCCCAUUAGCGAAGCUCUCUCUCAACUCUGAAGCGUCAAAGGCCAGAAGACUAGCAAACAUGCCAACCCUUGCCAAGCUCUAUACGAUGCUAGAGGCUUCCCAGCACAACACCAAAGAUGAUUGCUGGGUCGUUAUUGACGGCAAGGUAUAUGAUGUGACCUCAUAUUUGGAUGACCAUCCUGGAGGUGAUGAAGUAGUCCUUCUUGCAACUGGGAAAGAUGCAACAGAUGAAUUUGAGGACGCUGGCCACAGCCAAAGUGCCAGAGAACUUAUGGAGAAGUUUUGUAUUGGUGAGCUUGACACUUCACCUCCUGUUUCCUCCAAAAAUCAAGCCGCAGUUUAUUCAGAGAAAUUCUUGCAUUUGACAAAGCAAUAUUGGGCUGUUCCUGUGGCCGUAGUUGGCAUCUCAGUGGUAGUUGGUUUUUUGUACUUGCGUAAGAAGUAAUAGUUCACUUAAUUUUUUCCCUUUAUUGGAACUGAAAAUGAAUAAUUGCGACAGAUAUUUCAUUGUUUCAAGGAUAACUUUGACCUCCUCCAUGAUAUUAAAAUUUUGGUUACACGCAGUACAUUGAAAGAUUGGUUAAGUAAUGGAUAUUGACAAUCUUAGUUCACAUUGA